UGGCAACACUGUUAUAACACUUGGCGUAGGCAAAAUUGUGACAGGUUUAGUGUUGGCUGCUGCUGCUGCUGCUAGCAACCUAUAUUAUAUUACGGAACUUUCAUUCUAAGAUAAGUUUUUAAGAUGGAACUGAGGAUAAAGAAGCUGUAAGUGUCUUAGUGGUUGACUCUCCUCAAGGAUACUCUGACCAGCCAACAUGUCAAUCAACGGUAUCUUGAAACGAGCAUCAAGCUUUUUAGGCAUAAGUUAUACUGAUUCCUCCAAGCCAGCGUAUGAAGAUGGAGAUAUUGUUUUCUGCAAAAACAAUGUUUGCGUACACCCUCCAUCGUGUUAUCGUGGGGACAGGGAGAGGGUGCACCAUCCAGGCUACUUGGUUAUUAAGUGUCAGACAGAUACGACUCACGGGACCACACUCCACCUGAACUGGAUUCCAAAUGAUCGCCUUUGUCGGAACCACGAACUUAUAUCUCACAUGAACCUGGAUGGAAGUAGCCGCAGUAAUUCACCAUACCCAACAUCAGAUUCUGAAUCACUUUCAGUCUCCUCUUUGGUAAUACAUGACAGUAGUGGAACAUUAAGAAAGACUUCAGUGGAUGAUGCUGCCACUAUGUCAACAUCGGGUAUCUCCACCCUGGAUACAACCAGUGAAGUUACACAGUCCAAGGGCGAGGCGAGUCCCAACAGUGAUGGCAGCAGCUGUGAUGGUCAACACAAGGAUGAUGUUGAGGAUGAUGCUGAGGAGAUAAAGGAAGACAAGGAGAUGAUUGAUGAAGUGAAGGAUCAGCAGGAUGAGGGAGUUGAAUAUACAAGAGAAAAUAAAGUAAUCACUGAUGAAUAUAAUGAAGAGUUGUGUACACAAAGUACAGAGCAUUUACAGAAGGAAUGGCAGCUACCUGAAAGUGAACAAAGUGAUGCAGUUUCACUUGAAAAACAACUUACAGAGGACAAGGUUCAUCAGAUAAGUGAAAAUGAUGUAUUUAAAGAAGACAAUUCUUCUUGUAGUAAUGAAGUAACAAGAGAGCCUGUUGAUGAGACAGUUGUUGCAGGCAUGAAGUGCAGGUAUAUAUCUUCAGAUAGCAGCUCAGAUGGAGAUAAACUUGGGGAAAGUUUGACGACCACAGAGACUAUGCAGAGGUCAAGUUCUCUUGGACAACUCACCAGUGAAAGAGAAGAUAGUUUGGGGUCUUCUCCAGAACCACAGUUAUCUCCUCCACCUCACUACUUCACUUCUAGUAAUGGAGAACAGUACUGGUAUGAACGAAGUGCAGAAUCUAUGGCGUACUCUGCCAAUCUGGCGUUCCCAGAUUCAUCAUUGUCAUCCUUCUGCCCAACUCCUGUUGAUGGUGGAUCCUCUCCAGUUAGACGACAGCACAAGUGUGGCAUCUUCAGCAUUGAUGUCAGACAGAGUAAGUCUCUGAGGCUGUUCUUCAGUGACCAAGAUCACACCUGUGGCCAGUUGGUGAUUGCCAGCAGGGAGAGCCAGUACAAGAUCUUCCACUUCCAUCAUGGUGGUCUAGACAAGCUGGCUGCAGUAUUUGAGGACUGGAACUUUUUAGUUAAACCCAGAGAUGAGGAAAUUCCCACACCAGAUGCAGCCCUUAAACAGUUCCUUGUGUGCAUGCCACAUGUGAGUGAGUCUGAGCUUCAUCCAGAAGAGGGUCAACAUAAAUGCCUGGACCCUGAUACCUGGAUCACCUACUUCAAUGAGGAAGGACAAAUAGAAGAUGACCUUGCACUUAGGCGAGCUAUUUUCUUUGGUGGUGUGGAACCUCAACUGAGAGCCAAUGUGUGGCCCUUCCUCCUCCACUAUUAUGACUUUCGCACAUCGUUCCAGCAGCGACAGGCCAUCAUGGAGGAGAAACACCAGCUCUACCACAAGAUCAGCACAAUGAGAGAGAACAUGUCAGGUGAAGAACUGGAUUGGUUCAGAAGAAAUGUUCAGUGCACAGUUGAAAAAGAUGUGGUGCGCACUGACAGAUCUAAUCCAUGCUUUGCCGGCAACGAUAACCCCAACUUGGAGAAGAUGAAGAGGAUUCUUUUGAACUUUGCUGUACACAAUCCAGUCAUGGGGUAUACACAAGGCAUGUCUGAUAUACUUGCCCCAAUAUUGGCUGAAGUGCGCAAUGAGGCUGAUGUCUUCUGGUGCUUCACUGGCUUAAUGAGCAAGACCAUCUUUGUCACAUCACCCAAGGAUGAGGACAUGGAAAAGAACUUGAGUUACUUGAGAGAAUUAUUACACCUCAUGACACCGCGCUUCUUCGAGCACAUGCAGCAACAGCAAGAUGGGAUGGACCUUCUGUUCUGUCAUCGCUGGAUACUUCUUUGCUUCAAGCGAGAAUUUGAUGAGAAUCAGGCUUUAUCCAUGUGGGAAGCAUGUUGGAGUAACUACCAAACAGACUACUUCCACCUGUUUCUGGUGGUGGCCAUUGUAAGCAUGUAUGGAAAGGAUGUUGUGGACCAGAAUCUACGACCCGACGAGACAUUACUGUACUUCACUUCAUUAGCCAAUCAUAUGGACGGUCAAAUGGCAUUGAAAAAGGCUCGGGGACUUCUACACCAGUACCGUAGCAUGAGCCACUUACCCUGCACGUUAAUGGGACUGUGUGAACUCUGUGGUCCAGGAAUGUGGGACUCUGGCCACGUACCUGUUGUGACGUGUAAAGGACAUCUAGAUAAUAAACCGUGCCCUCUUAACCAGUCAUCUUCUUCCUCUGCAAACGACCCUUCCAGCACUGCUUCCUGACACACCACCAGGAAAGUGCUUCAUCAGCUGGUUUUAUGCAAGUGAGAUGGAGGAAUGAUGAUAGGUAGGUGGUGCAGCAGGUGAUACAUAGUACAGUAUGAGGAAAUAUAUAAAAUGAGUGUUACAGAGCAGCUGAAGGUAAUAUAUUAAAAGACUUACUGAAGACAUCUUGAUAGGGAUUUAGAAAAUACACAAAAAUUAUAGAACAUUGCUUUGAAUAUUAUAGAACUGUAUUUCAAAAUUAAGGUAUAAUAAUAAAUGUACUCUGAUAGAAUAAGAGAUACAGUACAUAGAGUAAAUCAGGGAAUGAGAAAAGAAAAGUUGAGGACAAGCUUCAGGCGAGAGAUAGAUCAGUGACAGAGAAAAAGAAAGAGAAGGAUUUGAGAAUAGAGGGUGAUAUUUCAUAGUGUGUUUGGAUAUACAGAAUGACAGGCUAAUAGAUAGCAUAAGUUGAAACAUCGAACAGGAGAGCAAAGCAGAGAUGGUACAAAGAUGGAGAUGAUUUUUUUAAACGAGUUAACAUGGUAAAGCUUGAGACAUAAAUAAUACUGUACAGUCACCCAAUAAACUCCUGUCGCCUCUCCUGAAUCAUGAACCCAAAGAUUCAGACUCGUGUAUCUGAAGCAUUUAUGGACAGAAUAAUGUAUCAAUCUACUGCUUCAGGUUCACUAGUCCAAAUCUCGGGUUUUGUGGUUCAGGGGAAGGGGCGAACGGACCUUAGUAGUUGACUGUAUGUGAAAUUAUUAGAAAGAUACCAAAAGAAAAAUGAUAAUUAGUUCCUAAACAGAGAAAAGUAAUAUCUGAAGAGAACAAUACUAGCACCUAAAAGAUGUUUCAAAAGAGAUAGAUGUCUUAGGGCCAUACAGUACAGUACAGUCAACCCUCACUUUACGCGGUUAAUGUAACCCACAGGGUACCGCGGAAAGUGAGAAACGCGUAAAGUGAAUAACAUAACAUAUGGGAUUAAAUGAAA
This is a messenger RNA of Homarus americanus (American lobster), 3716 nucleotides long. It is a transcript of the gene TBC1D16, whose product is annotated as TBC1 domain family member 16-like. Gene Ontology annotation, molecular function: GTPase activator activity. The record is from RefSeq and is a predicted model, not a curated record. Gene Ontology annotation, biological process: activation of GTPase activity. Gene Ontology annotation, cellular component: early endosome. The coding region runs from base 197 to 2743 and encodes 848 amino acids. Lineage: Eukaryota; Metazoa; Arthropoda; Malacostraca; Decapoda; Nephropidae. The transcript has 14 exons.